This is a messenger RNA of Prunus mume (Japanese apricot), 1449 nucleotides long. RefSeq names its product pyrroline-5-carboxylate reductase-like. Lineage: Eukaryota; Viridiplantae; Streptophyta; Magnoliopsida; Rosales; Rosaceae. Gene Ontology annotation, molecular function: pyrroline-5-carboxylate reductase activity. Gene Ontology annotation, biological process: L-proline biosynthetic process. The record is from RefSeq and is a predicted model, not a curated record.
GAAAAACUCCUGGUCCGCCGCUGAUUGCCCCUCGCAAUUACAAAGUGCACAACGAUGUCUUCUUUUUGGCUCGAGUUUCCAACCUUGUCUCCUUCUGUAGAAAACCUUGCCUAUCAUAACCGUGACAGAGACACCGAAGUCUUUCUUCUGAAUCAAAAAACACCAACACCUCACUACAACUACAGCAACCUCUUUCUUUUUCCUAAUCUGAUCAGGUGCUGCUGAGGGAGCAUUCAGUUUGGGUGCAGAGCCAACCAAAUGGCAGGUGAGGAAGUGUCACCACUAGCACAAGUCAACCCAAUUGACAAGGAAGCCUUCAAGUUGGGGUUCAUUGGGGCUGGUAACUUGGCAUCAAGUGUUGCAACCGGAUUGGUCAAGCAGGGUAUAGUACCAGCUUCAAGAAUUUUCACGGCACACCGGAACCCGGAAAGCAGGGUGAAUUUUACAUCCAUGGGAAUUAAGGUUUUCCCGAAAAAUCAUCAGGUAGUUGAAGAGUGUGAUGUAAUCAUUUUCGCAGUGAAACCUCAAAUACUUAAGGAAGUAAUCUUGGACUUACGGCCACUACUUUCACAAAAUAAACUUCUUCUGUCACUUGCUGUGGGACAUAAAUUGCAAGCUCUGCAGGAAUGGGUCGGUCAUGGUCGAUUUGUUAGAGUAGUCCCCACUACUGCUUCUAUCAUUGGUGAGGCAGCUACAGUUAUGCACUUGGGAGAAGCUGCAACAGAAAACGACGGAGAGCUAAUAGCAGAUCUAUUUGGAGCAGUUGGCAAGGUGUGGAAAAUGGAUGAGAAAUUGUCUGAUGCUGCUGCUGCAGUCGGCGGUGCUGGUACGGCAUUUGUAUAUAUAGCAAUAGAAGCUAUGGCUGAUGGAGGUGUAGCCGGAGGCUUACCACGAGAAAUUGCUUUGAGUCUUGCUGCUCAAGCUUUCUACGGAGCAGCUGCCAUGGUAAUGAAAACAGGAAAACAUCCAGGUCAGCUGAAAGACCAAGUUGCUUCACCAGGAGGAACCACCAUUGCUGGGAUUCAUGAGCUUGAGAAGGGUGCAUUUCGCGCAAGCAUGAUGAAUGCGGUUGUUGCUACUACCAAGCGUAGCCAUGAGAUGGGCCAAUGACUUGGCUUUCCAUGAGUAAAUUACCCCUAGUAGGGUUGGUUAUGCUUAUGACAACGACAUCAGAAUGUUACUCCGAAUGCAGGAGACUGGCCAUUCCAGCCAAUUUGUACCAUGUUGCUCAUGGUAUGAUGCUUCUGCAUUGUGUUGAAGUGGAUUCUACUUCCAGUGUAUGAAUGUACAUUUGACUGCUAUGUAAAAUAAACGGUUUCUACUUUAGUAAAGUCGAUUCUCUCAGUGUAAAUUUUACUAAAAUAACUCUCGAUCUUCUGCUCUGAUAUCAUGUUAAAAUUAGACUAUUGAUCUCAAAACUUUGACAAUGAAUCGUAAAUUUUAUAUAUU